AUGUCCAACUUGAAAUCACUUAUGAAAAUGUCUCAAUCAUAACUUGCUUCUAAAUGCUUGGCUCUAGAAGAAUUGUUGGAGAGGUACUAUUAAUUUGAAACAGCCUAUUACGACUUACAAAGCAAAUAUCAAAUCUUAUUAGAUAAAUAUGAGAGCAUUUGUAAAAAAGGCUAGUAAGCAAAGGACAUUGAUGUGUCUGAAUGGCAAUUAAAUAAGAAAAACCAAUCUGAAAAUGAAAUUGGAGACAGAAUUGAAAUUUAUGCUUUGGAGGAUAUUGAAACAAAGCAUUUUAUUUAAAGUCUUUAAGACUAAAAUUUGAGAAUGUAAGAAUAAUUAAAAUAAAACUAAAUUGAAUUUGAAAUGUUGAAAUUUAAAUUUGAUCAAACACACUCCUCUCCAGAAUUAAAUAAUUAGGAAGGUAUCAUAUCUACGUUGAAGAGUGAAAUAAGUCGGCUUAAUAAACUAGUUUCAUCGCUCAGAUUAGAUGUCAGUAAUUUCAAAACAAGAGAAGUCGAUGAAAAUUGGCUCAGGUAACAAUUGAAUAAUGAAUAAUUAUUGAAUCAAGAAAUAAUAUUAAGUCCCUAAUAUGAAUCAAAUGAAGUAGCUGAGUUUUGA
Messenger RNA from Paramecium tetraurelia, 615 nucleotides. RefSeq lists its product as uncharacterized. The record is from RefSeq and is a predicted model, not a curated record. NCBI's taxonomy places the organism in Eukaryota, Ciliophora, Oligohymenophorea, Peniculida, Parameciidae. The transcript is spliced from 3 exons.